Messenger RNA from Coregonus sp. 'balchen', 30113 nucleotides. The record is from the annotation of a GenBank genome assembly. Lineage: Eukaryota; Metazoa; Chordata; Actinopteri; Salmoniformes; Salmonidae.
UGGCUAUUAAAAGAAGAUCCAGAGUCCCUGGAGUUAUGAUAACGCAGUUUGUGGAGGAAAUACCGGAGGGCAUGACCACCCCCGACUUCACCCGCAAGCCCAUCGCUUUGACGAUCCAAGAGGGUAGGGUCCCUUUUAUUGAAUAAACUGACGUGCACGAGCUUGAUUUCUGGGCAGGGGGGCACACUAACAUUAGGUGACUUUCAUUUAUAGUGCAUUAUACAUAUCUAUGCUUUCAGGUAAAUUAGCCUUUUUCAAAAGUAAGGUAAGCGGAGUGCCUACACCAAACAUCACUUGGGCCAGGAACAAAGGCCCGCUGGAGGAUCCAGUGAAGUAUAUCAGUAGAUAUGAUGAGAUUAUGGAUGAAUACUUUCUUGAGGUAAGUAGGAGCAGCAAGCUAAUGGCACACACAACCAAUUUCAACCCUUUAAAUUGUCAUUAUCUAAUAAUUGUUUCACUGGGAAAAACAAGUGAUAGUGCAAGUAUGCCAAUGCAGGAGAAAGCCAUGCUAUUACAUUUUUCUCUAAAAUCACUACGCCUAUGUCUGGUGUGGUAUCGAUCGAGUGUAGGGUUAAAUCUCACUGCAAUGUUGUCAUUUCAUCAGAUGCCCAAUGUAACAGCGGAACAAGCUGACACCUACAAAUGUUUUGCUGCCAAUGAAUAUGGAAGAGCAGUUUGCACUGCCACCUUGAAUGUUAUUGAGGGUGAGAAAUUAAUUGAUUUAGGUCAUUAGGAUGAUUAAUUGAAAUGGCAGUGUUCACUUGCUAAAACAAAUUUGCUAUUACCAGUACUCAUGAGAAAAAUAUAUUGUUUUCUAUUUUCAGUUGGAUUCAAGAAGAAAGCGACAACAGGUGUGAAGAUGAUUGUAUAUCGUAAUAUUACCCAAUUCCUUAGUUCAUGAAGAUUCAAGAACAAAUAUUUAUCCAGCUAGUUAUUUUAAUUCUUAAUCUCUUCUAGGACCAAAAAGAGCGGCACCAGAGGAUUUCAGAAAAAUGCUUAAGAGGAAGUAAAUGACUGUUCAAAUGCAAAUAUCCGAGACAAUUAUUUAAUGUCCCGUUUUGGGAACAUACAUGUCCAUUUUUGGAAACCAUUAAUUGAUUUCCAGAACAUUUUUGUUGACUAUACUUCAGACAGAUAUAUCAAGAAUAGUGUUGUGACAAAUAGAUAAGGUUGGCCAACCACUAGUUUCCCCAGAGUUUUAACUCUUCCCAUUCCCAUUAAAGUGUUGUACGAACUAAACCACAACUAAAGAAGAAGGAGGGAGAGAUUGAUCCAAAGUUCUGGGAGGUGUUGCUGAGCUCACCUAAGAAGGACUACGAGAAGGUCUGUAUGGAGUAUGGAAUCACUGACUUCCGCUGGAUGCUGAAGCAGCUGAACCUAAAGAAGAAAGAGAGAGAGGAGGAGCAGGCAAAGGUAUCAGCGAUGAUGCAAUAAGGCAAUCAGUGUACAGAUGACUAUACCUUGUGGGUAAUAAUUGACCCUCUCCAGCUUUAGCCUCUCCUGAUCUCCUCUCCUUCAAUUUGAUAGGUUGUUGAAAAACUUGAAAAUCUGAAACACAUUGAGGUGAAAACAGAUGGCUCAGCACAGUUUGAACUGGACAUGGAAUUGAAGAAUCCCAACAGUCAGAUUUUCCUAUUCAAGGUGGGUCCUCCCCCCCACCAUGGAAGACAGUGAUAAGCUAAUUGAUGAACAAACAUGUUAUGAAGUGCAUGAUGUGUUUGACUUUUCUGCCCAAAAGGACGGGGUCAUGCUUCCCUAUUCUGACGACGGCACCGGGAAGCACAACCUAAACAAAAUAGGCAGGAAGUACAUCUUUAGCAUCAACGACCUGAUGCCAGACGACGCUGGGUUGUACCAGGUGGACGUUGAGGAUGCCAAUUGUUUCUCAACUGACUUUAAGAGUAAGAAUGCGUCUUCUUUUACCUUUCUGUAUUACCUAUUUACCAACUGUAAUAAAGUAUAUAUAUAUUCUAAUUUGAUAAUUCUUGAGGAAUGUUUGAGAGAAAUGUUUCUCACCAAUAUCGUACUGUCUUUCCCUCUAUAGUUAUACCAGUGGAGUUUGUUGUCAAGAUUCAGGAGGUGAAGGCUAAGGAGAGAGAGGAUGCCGUGUUUGAGUGUGUCUUGUCCCAACCCUUCCCAAAGAUUGUGUGGAUUGGAAAGAACAUCCCUCUCGAACAAGGGGAAAAGUUUGACAUCAUUGUGUCAGAAGACCACCUCAUUCACAGCUUAAAGGUGAAAGAUUGUGCCCAAGUCGACAAGGGAGUCUACACUGCCAUGGCUGGCAUUGCCUCCUGCAACGCUUGGCUUAUUGUGGAAGGUGGGACAACUGUGAUACAAUAUUUUAUAAGCAAAAACUAACACAAACAUGAAGCCUUAUACUUGAACUUAAAUCCCUCUUUCCAUGUCCGUGUUAACUCAGCCGAUAAUGACCCAAACAUGCGUGGGAAAAAGACGGCCCGCAAAACCACCACGGCUGGUGGUGGAGGAGAGGAACUGGCUAAGAUCGCCGCAGAGCAAUCGGCUAAGCUGCAGAAGGAGAAGGAUGCUGCGGAUGCAGCCAGACGGGCCCAAGCAGAGAAGGAUGCUGCGGAUGCAGCCAGACGGGCCCAAGCAGAGAAGGAUGCUGCAGAUGCAGCCAGACGGGCCCAAGCAGAGAAGGACGCUGCGGAUGCAGCCAGACGGGCCCAAGCAGAGAAGGACGCUGCGAAUGCAGCAGGAGCCGGAGCCGGAGCCGGUGCCGGAGAGGGGGAUGGAGAUGGACAUGGGGGUAAAGGUAAAGGGUUCUACAACUUAUUCUAUCCCAGUGCAUUAGGCUACCUAAUGUUGGCAUGAUUACUUUUAUUGUUUAUCAUCAUGAUUUGCCUACAUUUAUGGACAUUGUGCUGGCGGUUAGUGUUUUGUUGCUCUUGUUGUGUUGCUGCUAUUGUAAAUGUUGUAAGCAGACUGACUUGAUGACGCUUGUCAACUUUUGAGUUGCUGCCAAAAUAUAUAAGGAGGUAAGAUUAAUGAUAUGUGCAUUGGUUAUUAUAAUCAACUUGGAAAAGGAGUCGAAAUACCAGACUGACCGAUUCUGCCUGAGGGAAUCGCAUCAAAAAGUAGGGAGCUUGUUGGAUUUUAAACCCUGACUUUAAUUUACAGUCAUUUUUAUAUGGUAGCUUAAUUAGUACUUGACAAAUGAGUUUACCUUGAAUUAAAUAUUUUUGUCAAUUCUUUGUUGUGGUACCGUUUAUUGAAGAUUGACUUUGGCCUUUUGAUUCAUAAGCAAAGCCUUUUUUUGGUGUGUAGACUUCAUCAGCAGGCUUCGUUAACAGACCAGCACUUGCAGUACUUCCUAGAUAGCACUAGAGAGAGACAUAUACCAGUUAGCUGAUAAGUACUGGUGGGUUGACACACUCUCAUCAUAUCCAGGCGCCACGUUCAGUUGCCAAACGUUGUUGAAACUUGCAGAUAGAAAUGCCAUAAAUAGAGCCUAUGUGAGUACUUAUUUCAAUUUUUUAUCCUGUAAAACUCCCCAGUUCUUAACAAUUACAAGCAUACCCAUAACAUGAUGCAGCCACCACUAUGCUUGAAAAUAUGGAGUGUGGUACUCAACAAUGUGUUGUAUUGGAUUUGCCCCAAACAUAACACUUUGUAUCCAGGACAAAAAGUGAAUUGCUUUGCCACAUUUUUUGCAGUAUUAAUUUAGUGCCUUGUUGCAAACAGGAUGCAUGUUUAGGAAUAUUUGUAUUCUCUACAGACUUCCUUCUUUUCACUCUGUCAAUUAGGUUAGUAUUGUGGAGUAGCUAUAAUGUUGUUGAUCCAUGCUCAGUUUUCCCCUAUCACAGCCACUAAACUCUGUAAAUGUUAUAAAGUAACUAUUGGCUUAAUGGUGAAAUCCUUGAGGGACCUUACACAUAAUUGUAUGUGCGGGGUACAAAGAUGAGGUAGUCAUUCAAAACUCAUGUUAAACACUAUUAUUGCACACAGUGAGUGCAUGCAACUUAUUAUGCACAGUUUUACUCCUGAACUUAUUUAGGAAAGGGGGGAUACCUAGUUAGUUGUACAACUGAAAGCAUCUUCCACAUAUAACCCAACCCCUCUGAAUCAGAGAGGUGUGGAGGGCUGCCUUAAUUGACAUCCACGGAACAGUGGAUUAACUGCCUUGCUCAGGGGCAGAACGACCGAUUUUUACCUUGUCAGCUCUGGGAUUUGAUCCAGAAACCUUUUGAUUACUGGCCCAACGCUCCUACCCGCUAGGCUACCUGCCGCCCAGGCUUGCCAUAACAAAGGGGUUUAUUACUUACUGACUCAAGACGUUUCAGCUUUAAUUUUUAAUUAAUUUGUAAAAAUUAAAUAAAACAUAAUUCCACUUUGACAUUAUGGAGUAUAAACAAUAAUGUCAAAGUGGAAUUAUGUUUUAGGCCAGUGACAAAACAUUUCAAUAUAAUCCAUUUUAAAUUCAGGCUGUAACAACAAAAUGUUGAAAAAGUCAAGGGGUGUGAAUACUUUCUGAAGGCACUGUAUUUAUACUAGCCUCUUUCACACACUUUUAUGAUACUAACAAAACACUCUCAAAAAGUAAACUUGGACUAUAGUUUAUUCCAAGUUCUAUAUUAUUCAGUGAAUUAAUGUGAACUAAAAUACAUUUUACAUUUACAUUUUAGUCAUUUAGCAGACGCUCUUAUCCAGAGCGACUUACAGGAGCAAUUAGGGUUAAGUGCCUUGCUCAAGGGCACAUUUACGUCAUUUAGCAGACGCUCUAGUCCAGAGCGACUCACAAAUUGAUGCAUUCACCCUAUAGCCAGUGGGAUAACCACUUUACAAAUUAUUAUUAUUAUAAUUUUUUUUUGGGGGGGGGGGGGGGGGGGGGGGGGGGGUAGAAGGAUUACUUUAUCCUAUCCCAGGUAUUCCUUAAAGAGGUGGGGUUUCAAAUGUCUCCGGAAGGUGGUGAGCGACUCCGCUGUGUGUGGGGGGGGGGGGGGGGGGGGGGGGGGUAGAAGGAUUACUUUAUCCUAUCCCAGGUAUUCCUUAAAGAGGUGGGGUUUCAAAUGUCUCCGGAAGGUGGUGAGCGACUCCGCUGUGUGUGUGGGGGGGGGGUAGAAGGAUUGCUUUAUCCUAUCCCAGGUAUUCCUUAAAGAGGUGGGGUUUCAAAUGUCUCCGGAAGGUGGUGAGUGACUCCGCUGUCCUGGCGUCGUGAGGGAGCUUGAUUGACAGUAAAGUAUUUUAGAACGAGUAAGACGUUAAGUACGCAAAAUUUCACAAUAAGUGGACCAUUUAAUUGAUUUUUUACUAAAAAAACUAUAUAUUUGGGGUACAUUUGAAACACUUAGGGAAAAGUGUACUGCUUUAGUUUUUAAGUAUACAAAAAAAGUGUAUUUUUACUAACUUCAUUUUGGUACCUUGAUUCUCUUGUAUCAAACAAUAUAUUAAGAGACUUCCUGCACUAUAAAUAAUAGGUAAGCUGGUAUGCUUUCAGUGUGUCCUUGCAUCCAUGUUUGUCUCAACCCACUUGGCAAAAACUGGUUGAAUCCACAUUGUUUCCACGUCAUUUCAACCCUCAAAAUAUCUAUGUGAUGACAUUGUAUCAAUGUGGAAAACUGAUUGAAUUUGCAAAAAGUAAUCAACGUAAGGGCAUUUUGUAUUUUUUUCAAUAAACGUUUAACCUAAAUCCAAUGACAUGAUGAAAUGUUUUGUUGAUUUCAUAUUUAAUUCACAUUAGUUGACAACUCAACCAAAUGUAAAUCAAAACUUGACGUUGAAGUGAAGUCUGUGCCCAUUGGGAGUUGUUUCUUUGCAUGUUUGUCAUUUGCAUUCUUCUUCUUCUGGCUAUAUCAGUUCAUGUCAUAUUCAUUUAUAAGACACAGUAAACAUAACUCAAUAACUUGUUUGUCUAUAUUAUUGAUGUCAAUGUGGUACAACCAAAACCGCCAGUUUGUGCACUGCCUAACCAAUCUACAUGUCUAGUUCACAUCAUUAUCUUUUCAAUGGUCAUAUUUAACCUUGCUUAUUUUGUUAAAUUUCUAGCUCUUCAGUACGGGCCAUUGUACUGCCAAUGUUUGUCUAUGGAGUUUGCAUGUCCGUGUGCUCGAUUUUAUAGACCUGUCAACAACGGGUGUGGCUGAAAUAGCCGAAUCCACUAAUUUGAAGGGGUGUCCACAUACGUCUGUGUGUAUAUAUAGUGUAUUUAUGAAAAUGUCAAUUCACAGAUGAGACAAUGAGGAAAGAUGUGAUGCAUUACCUGCCGAGAUUAUCCUGGACUACUGUAUGAUGUCAUUACCUAAUGUUACAUCCAGGUGUUCAAUUCCUUAGUGGACUGACUGAUACUAACGGCAGCCUCUGGGAAACAGCAGAACUGUCCUGCAAACUGAGCCAUGAGAACUGUGAGGGAGUCUGGCUUAAAGAUGGGAAACCAGUGAGUGCAGUAUUCUUCAAUCACACAAAUAUAGCGUUCUUCAACCUUGUUCCAGGAGACCCACAUGGUGUGCAGGCUUUUGCUCCAGACCAACACUAACACAUUUGAUUAAACUAAACAACAGCUUGAUGAUUUGUUUAUUGUCAUAGUUAAAUAACUGGAAAUAAUACCCAUUAGCAAUAUAUGCUAUGACAGUUGAUUGAAAAUCCAGAUGCUAUUUUCAGUCCCCUAAUGGAUUGAAUCCAUUCUCUAUUUCUGUCAUCAGCUAACUGACGAGGAUGGGGUGAAAAUCAUCAAAGAUGGAGCCUGUCACAAGCUGGUCAUCGACAGCUGUAAAAAAGACGAUGCAGGAGUCUAUUCAUUUGAGGUGGAUGGUCAUAAAUCGGAGGCAAAGCUCACUGUUUCAGGUAAGAAUGGACGGUUACAGUGGAUUACAUCCAAGAUUAGGACAUUAUUCUGUAAGGCUAUUGUUCCCUUGAUUAGAGCACUUUAAGAUACAAGGAAUAUCUAACAUUAUUAUACAUCAUUAUAUAAAUAUUUUUAUUCACCUGUUGUACACGUGAUAAUACUUUUUUGCCAACCCAAUAACAAUUCAUUAAAAAGGUAGGCCUAUGUAACAUUGAAGGAACAAGUUUUGUUAUUCUGUAAUUUAUAAGUCACAGUAAAUACAUAUUUAACUUGUCAACAUGUGAAAAUUAUAUUUUCCCAUCAUUAUCUUGUCAUUAGUUAUACUAAACCUUGUUUAUCUUGUUUCAUUGCAUAAGACCAUAUAUAUUUGCAUAUACCAAUUUACAGCUAAGAUUAUAAGGAAAGUAGUGAUGCAUUACCCAUUUGGAGAUUAUACUAAACUAUUUCUGUUGUCUUUACUUAUUUAUAGAUUCAGGUGCUCAAUUUGUUGGAUGUGGACUCUCUGAUGUUGAAGUUAAUCUCGACGAAACAGCAGAGCUAUCCUUGACACUAAGAAGUGCAAACAUUGAGGGAGUCUGGUAUAAAGACGGCAAACAAGUGAGUACAGUAUUUUUUCUAUACCACAGUACAGUGUGAUGGGAUAAACAACUAUUGAAGUCAUCAAAGUAAAAAGUACCCAUUAACAAAUAAUCUAUGACAAUUGAAAGACCAACAAGAUUACAUUUGCUGACCCCUAUUGUAUUUAAUCCAUUCUCUCUUUCUGUGAUCAGGUAACAACGACGGGCCGGAUGAGGAUCAUCAAAGAAGGAGCCUGUCACAAGCUGGUUAUUGAUUGCUGUCGAAAAGAUGAUGGGGCAGUCUAUCGCUUUGAGGUGGAUGGUCAAAAAUCAGAGGCAAAGCUCAUUGUUCAAGGUCAGUUACAGUAUGUGGAUUACACCCAGUGGUAUGACAUGCUUCUGUAAAACUAUCGUUUCCUUGAUUAAAGCACUUUAUGAUACAUGAAAAUGAUAUGAUGAUACAUGAAAAUGAUAUGAUUAUACAUGAAAAUUAUAUGAUGAUACAUAGUCAACUGUUAUACAUUUGUGUUCAUUCCCCAUUUUUCCCCAUUGCCAACCCGGUGACAAUUGUUGUUAUGGACAUCGAUCACAAUGCAUCCCCUAACUUGGUAUGUAACAUUGAAGUAAAAAGAUGUCCUGUAAUUUAUAACACAGUCAAUGUUUAUUUAAUAACUUGUUAAUCUAUAUUCAUUGUGACAAUGUGGUACAACAUGGAAAAUCCUUCUAAUCAAUCUAUAGUUCCAGUUAUAAUUUAGUCAUUGGUAAUUUUGUAAGGGAUUGCACACCCUGUCAGUCUAUGGACAAGGAAAGACGGCACUCCAUGCUUCGGUUUUGUUGACCUGGCCACUGUUUCGCAUUUUAGCAUUUAUGUAUUGGAAUGUUUUGCAUGUCAUGUCCAAAUCAGCUUCAGAUUGAUUGUUUAGCUCAAUAAAGUUACUUUGAUAUGAUUUGGACAUGGAACACAAAACAUGCUUAAUUGGAGAUACUGUAUUGACUUGCGUUGGUUUUUGGACAAAAAUGCAAAAACGUUUGGAGACAGUGACCAGGUAAACAAAACCAAAGCAUGGUUGCUGUCUUCCCUGGUCCACAGACGGCUUACAGGGUAAAAACCAACAUGUAAUUUUGUAAUUUUUGGGAGAACUAUCCCUUUAACGUUGUGUAUCUUGUUCAAUUGAGUAAGAACAUAAAUGUUUGCAAUUUACAGCAUAGAUUUGUGAUGCAUUACCUGGUUUGAGAUUAUACUAAACUAUUACGAUUUCUGUUGUCUUUACUUAAUUUUAGAUCCAGGUGCUCAGUUUGUUGGAUGCGGACUCUCUGAUAUCGAAGUUAAAUUUGACGAAACAGCAGAGCUGUCCUUGACACUAAGCAGUCCGAAUGUUGAUGGGGUCUGGUAUAAAGACGGGAAAGAGGUGAGCGCAGUAUUCUUCAAUCCCCAAAAUACAGUCUGUGUUCUUCAACCUUGGUCCAGGAGACCCACAGGGUGUGCAGGCUUUUGCUACAGCCCAAUACCAACACAUGUGAUUCAACUAAACAAUAUCUUGAUGAUGGAGAUAAAUAAUAUAAAGUGAAAAGUAACCAUUUGCAACGAUUAUAUGACAGCUACAUGACCAACUGGAUAAUAUUUUCUCCUAUUGGAUUGAAUGUGUUCUCUCUUUCUGUAAUCAGGUACUUCCUGAUGACAGGGUGAAAAUCAUCAAAGAAGGAGCCUGUCACAAGCUGGUCAUUGAUAACUGUAAAAAAGACGAUGCAGGAGUCUAUUGCUUUGAGGUGGAUGGUCAUAAAUCAGAGGGAUCACUCACUGUGCAGGGUAAGAAUGGACAGUUAAAUUAUGUGGAUUACAUCCAGGAUUAGGAAAUGCUUCUCUAAGGCUGAAGUUCCCGUGAUUAGAGCACUUUAAGAUACAUGAAAGUUGGCCUAUUAAAGAAGGAUACAUCAUACAUGAUUCACCUGUUGUACAUCUCUGUUCAACCCACUUUAUUUUCUCUCCUGCCAACUCUGCCAAUUGCUGUUAUGAACAUGGAUAACAAUUCAUCACCUCACUUGGUAUGUAACAUUAAGUUGUUGCUGUUCUCUGUCAUUUAUAAGACACAGUAAUUAUAUAUUUAAUAACUUGCUGAUCUAUAUUCAUUAUGAGAAAUGACAAUGUGGUAUAACAUGUGAAACCACCAUUCUGUGAACUUCCUAAACAAUCUAUGGUCCCCAUUAUUGUCUUGUCAGUAGUCAUAUGUAACCUUGUGUAUUUUUGUUUAAUUGCUAUGGCGUAUGGCUUGUGCAUACAGAUGUAGGAUCUUAAUUUGGUCACUUUUGUUGCUGAGAAUAGCGAAUUUGUAUUGCAUUCGGAGGUUUAAAAAGGCUUCUAAAGUUUGUAAUUUCCACUUUAAAAUGUCACACUAGAAAAAAAUGUAUCAAACCCUACAAAACAAUUCCAUUAAUUGUAAUCCACAGACUUAGUGACAUUUCCUGUUGCUGCAGGAAUAUUUUCCUGCUGUAGCAAACUGGCUCAAAUUAAGAUCCUACAUCUGUAUGACAAUUUACGGCUAAGAUUAUAAGCAAUGUUGUAAUGCAUUACCAACUUUGAGAUUAUACUAAACUAUGAUGGUUUCUGUUUUAUUUUAAAACUUAUUUUUAGAUCCAGGUGCUCAAUUCAGUAUUGGUCUGUCUGAUGUCGACGUUAAGCUUGACACAAAAGCAGAGCUGCUCUGCGAAGUGAACUGUCCGAACAUUGAGGGGGUCUGGUAUAAAGAAGGAAAACAGGUCAGUACAGUAUUCUUCAAUCAAACAAAUACAGUGUUCUUCAUCCUUGGUCCAGGCUUUUGCCCCACACCAGGAUUGAAGAACUAUGGAUUAAAGAGGGACUGUAGUGGCUGAUUUUGCAUCAGUUUUCCUCCUCCUCAUUAACAAAUGCUUAAAAGACUAGAUUUGUGUCUUGGAGGUGUAGUUUGAUGUGGGUGUUUCUUGCAUGUGUCGGGGGGUGAGUUUGUAAAUUCACUCUGGCAAUCUACUCCAAUAUUAACACUGGUUUGAGAGUCCAAAACGGCCUACCCUACACCCGGUUGUUAUGACAGGUUUCAGUAAACAUUGGCAAAAAAGCUAAAUUAAAUUGCUGUGUUCUCUCAGUUAUGUGUGGAAGCAAGCUAGCUAACUUUAGCCAAUUAGCUUUGGUGCUUGAAUGAUGUUGUGAGAUCCGAACACUACCCUUCAGCAGGAGUGUCCGGUGUGCGCUCCUAGAGAGAAUUAACGAACAAACACCGUCUUAGUGGGCAUUACAUAAAAUCAAAACCCAAGCUUCAAAUAUAACAAGUAAAGCAGAUUAUGCAGGUACUCACAAUCUCAGACUUUAAGAAAAUACUGACUUAUCAGUUUUAAGGUUGUUAGUGGAUUUCGGGACUAUAAAUGAUGUAUAUGACUACUACCGAUGCCACACGUUUUCAACCGGAAAAUUAGUUUUUUCGUGACAGUUUCUCUUUAAGCGUACAUUGCCUUCGUAAAGUAUUCAGAACCCUUGACUUUUUCCACAUUUUGUUACGUUACAGCCUUAUUCUAAAAUUGAUUAAAUGAUUUUUUUUCCCCUCAUCAAUCUAAUUUAAAUGUUUUGCUAAUUUAUUAAAAAUAAAAAAAACUGAUAUCACAUUUACAUAAGUAUUCAGACCCUUUACUCUGUACUUUGUUAAAGCACCUUUGGCAGCGAUUACAGCCUCAAAUCUUCUUGGGUAUGAUGAUACAAGCUUGGUACACCUGUAUUUGGGGUGUUUCUCCCAUUUCUCUCUCCUCUCAAGCUCUGUCAGGUUGAAUGGGGAGUGUUGCUGCACAGCUAUUUUCAGGUCUCUCCAGAGAUGUUCAAGUCCAUGCUCUGGCUGGGGCACUCAAGGACAUUCAGAGACUUGUCCCGAAGCCACUCCUGUGUUGUCUUGGCUGUGUGCUUAGGGUCGUUGUCCUGUUGGAAGGUGAACCUUCGGCCCAGUCUGAGGUCCUGAGUGCUCCGGAGCAGGUUUUCAUCAAGGAUCUCUCUGUACUUUGCUCCGUUCAUCUUUGCCACAAUCCUGACUAGUCUCCCAGUCCCUGCCGCUGAAAAACAUCCACACAGCAUGAUGCUGCCACCACCAUGCUUCACCAUAGGGAUGGUGCCAGGUUUCCUCCAGACGUGACGCUUGGCAUUGCGGCCAAAUAUUUCAAUCUUGGUUUCAUCAGGCCAGAGAAUCUUGUUUCUCAUGGUCUAAGAGUUUUUAGGUGCCUUUUGGCAAACUCCAAGCUGGCUGUCAUGUGCCUUUUACUGAGGAGUGGCUUCCGUCUGGCCACUCUACCAUAAAGGUCUGAUUGGUAGAGUGCUGCAGAGAUGGUUGUCCUUCUGGAAGGUUCUCCCAUCUGCACAGAGGAAGUCUAUACCUCUGUCAGAGUGACCAUCGGGUUCUUGGUCACCUCCUUGACCAAGGCCCUUCACCCCCGAUUGCUCAGUUUAGUAGGGCGGCCAGCUCUAGGAAGAGUCUUGGUGGUUCCAAACUUCUUCAAUUUAAGAAUGAUGGAGGCCACUGUGUUCUUGGGGACUUUCAAUGCUGCAGAAUUGUUUUGUACCAUUCCCCAGAACUUUGCCUUGACACAAUUCUGUCUCUGAGCUCUACGGACAAUUCCUUCGACCUCAUGGCUUGGUUUUUGCUCUGACAUGCACUGUCAACUGUGGGACAUUAUAUAGGCUGGUGUGUGCCUUUCCAAAUCAUGUCCAAUCAAUUGAAUUUACCACAGGUGGACUCCAAUCAAGUUGUAGAAAGAUCUCAAGGAUGAUCAAUGGAAACAGCAUGCACCUGAGCUCAAUUUCGAGACUCAUAGCAAAGGGUCUGAAUGCUUAUGUAAAUAAGGUAUUUGUUUUUUAUAUUUUAUAAAGUUGCAACAAUUUCUAAAAACAGGUUUAUGCUUUGUCAUUAUGGGGUAUUGUGUGUAGAUUGCUGGGUUUUUUAUUUAUUUAAUCAAUUUUUUAAUAAGGCUGUAACGUAACAAAAUAUGGAAAAAGUAAAGGGUUCUGAAUACUUUCCGAAGUCACUGUAUAUUUAUUUAUUUAUUUAUUUAUUUCACCUUUAUUUAACCAGGUAAACCAGCUGAGAACAAGUUCUCAUUUACAACUGCGACCUGGACAAGAUAAAGCAAAGCAGUGCGAUAAAAACAACAACACAGAGUUUCAUAUGGGGUAAAACAAAACAAAGUCAAAAAUACAACAGAAAUACAUAUAAUAUACAGUGUGCAAAUUUAGCAAGUUAUGGAGGUAAGGCAAUAAAAUAGGCUAUAGUGCAAAAACAUAUAGACAAUGCUUUUUGCCAGAUGGCGGGGUGAUCAACAUUCAAUGAGUUUAAGUGAAAUCAUGAUAGGAUAAACACAACUACACUGAACAAAUAUAGAAACACAACAUGUAAAGUGUUGGUUCCAUGUUUCAUGAGAUGAAAUAAAAGAUCACAGGAAUGUUCCAUGUGUACAAAGAGCUUAUUUCCCAAAUGUUGUGCACACAAAUUUGUUUACAUCCCUGUUAGUGAGCAUUUCUCCUUUGCCAAUAUAAUCCAUCCACCUGACAGGUGUAGAAUAUCAAGAAGCAGAUUAAACAGCAUGAUCAUUACACAGGUGCACCUUGUGCUGGGGAAAAUAAAAGGCCACUCUAAAAUGUGUCGUUUUGUCACACAACACAAUGCCACAGAUGUCUCAAGUUUUGAGGGAGCGUGCAAUUGGCAUUCUGACUGCAGGAAUGUCCACCAGAGCCAUUGCCAGAGAAUUGAAUGUUAAUUUUUCUACCAUAAGCCGCCUCCAAUGUCAUUUUAGAGAAUUUGGUUUACGUCCAACCGGCCUCACAAUCGCAGACCACAUUUAACCACGCCAGCCCAGGACCUCCACAUCCGGCUUCUUCAACUGCGGGAUCAUCUGAGACCGGCCACCCGGUCAACAGGUUUGCACAACCGAAGAAUUCCUGCACAAACUGUCAGAAAUCGUCUCAGGGAAGCUCAUCUGCGUGCUCGUCAUCCUCACCAGGGUCUUGCGCUGACUGCAGUUUGGCGUCGUACCCAUCUUCAGUGGGCAAAUGCUAACCUUCGAUGGCCACUGUCAUGCUGGAGAAGUGUGCUCUUCACUGAUGAAUCUCGGUUUCAAAUGUACCGGGCAGAUGACAGUUUGCUGAUGUCAACAUUUUGAACAGAGUGCCCCAUGGUGGCAGUGGGGUUAUUGUAUGGGCAGGCAUAAGCUACAGACAACGGAUACAAUUGCAUUUUAUCAGUGGCAAUUUGAAUGCACAGAGAUACCAUGACGAGAUCCUGAGGCCCAUUGUUGUGCCAUUCAUCCGUCGCCAUCAGCUCAUGUUUCAGCAUGAUAAUGCACGGCCCCAUGUCGCAAGGAUCUGUACACAAUUCCUGGAAACUGAAAGUGUCCCAGUUCUUCCAUGGCCUGCAUACUCACCAGACAUGUCACCCAUUGAGAAUGUUUGGGAUGCUCUGGAUCGACGUGUAUGACAGAAUGUUUCAGUUCCCGACAAUAUCCAGCAAUUUAGCACAGCCAUUGAAGAGGAGUGAGACAACAUUCAUUUACAUUUACGUCAUUUAGCAGAUGCUCUUAUCCAGAGCGACUUACAAAUUGGUGCAUUCAUCCUAUAGCCAGUUGGUUAACCACUUUUUUAUAUUUUUUAUAUUUUUUAUAUUUUUUUAUUAAAAAAAAUUUAAGGGGGGGGGGGGGGGGGGGGGGUCCUUCCCCGGGAGGAAGAGCAGCUCCGUCUUGCCAAGGUUCAGCUUGAGGUGGUGAUCCGUCAUCCAUACUGAUAUGUCUGCCAGACAUGCAGAGAUGCGAUUCGCCACCUGGUUAUCAGAAGGGGGAAAGGAGAAGAUUAGUUGUGUAUCGUCAGCGUAGCAAUGAUAGGAGAGGCCAUGUGAGGAUAUGACAGAGCCAAGUGACUUGGUGUAUAGAGAGAAUAGGAGAGGGCCUAGAACUGAGCCCUGGGGGACACCAGUGGUGAGAGCACGUGGUGCGGAGACAGCUUCUCGCCACGCCACUUGGUAGGAGCGACCGGUCAGGUAGGACGCAAUCCAGGAGUGAGCCGCGCCGGAGAUGCCCAGCUCGGAGAGGGUGGAGAGGAGGAUCUGAUGGUUCACAGUAUCAAAGGUAGCAGACAGGUCUAGAAGGACAAGAGCAGAGGAGAGAGAGUUAGCUUUAGCAGUGCGGAGAGCCUCCGUGACACAGAGAAGAGCAGUCUCAGUUGAAUGACCAGUCCUGAAACCUGACUGGUUUGGAUCAAGAAGGUUAUUCUGAGAGAGAUAGCAAGAGUUGGCUAAAGACGGCACGCUCAAAAGUUUUGGAAAGAAAAGAAAGAAGGGAUACUGGUCUGUAGUUGUUGACAUCAGUGGGAUCGAGUGUUGUUUUUUUGAGAAGGGGUGCAACUCUCGCUCUCUUGAAGACGGAAGGGACAUAGCCAGCGGUCAAGGAUGAUUUGAUCAGCGAGGUGAGGUAGGGGAGAAGGUCACCGGAGAUGGUCUGGAGAAGAGAGGAGGGGAUGGGGUCAAGCGGGCAGGUUGUUGGGCGGCCUGCAGUCACAAGUCGCAAGAUUUUAUCUGGAGAGAGAGGGGAGAAAGAAGUCAAAGCAUAGGGUAGGGCAGUGUGAGCAGGACCAGCAGUGUCAAUAGACUUAACAAACGAGGAUCGGAUGUCGUCAACCUUCACCUUUAUUUAUUUCAGUUGACAGAUUUUCGUUAUAUGAACUGUAACUCAUUAAAAUCUUUGAAAUUGUUGCGUUUUAUAUUUUUCUUCAGUGUAAUUCAGUCAUGGAAGUGAAAAGUAACCAUUACGAAAGAUUGUAUGACAGAUGAAUGACAAACAAGAUUCUCUUUUCAGUCUGCUAUUUCAAUCUCUCUUUCUGUGAUCAGAUAACUCCUGAUGACAGUGUGAAAAUCAUCACAGAUGGAGCCUGUCACAAGCUGGUCAUUGAUUGCUGUCGAAAAGAUCACGCAGGAGUCUAUCGCUUUGAGGUGGAUGGUCGUAUAUCAGAGGCUACGCUCACUGUUCAGCGUAAGUGACAUAGACUGUUAUAUCAACCUGUCUGUUUCCAAUAGGUGGAAAAUGACACUGCCUUGUCAUGACCUCUUAUGACAUUUGUUAUGUCUGUUUUAUGACGCUGUUAUGUUUCUGUCCGAUAAAAUGUUAAAACUGUCAUAGACAAAUAUGUUUAUUCACCUGUUAUACAUCUGUGUUCAUUCUACUUUAUCCCCCCCCCACCCCCACGCCAACCCUGUGACAAUUGCUGUUAUGGAUAACAAUUCAUCACCUAACUUGGUAUGUAACAUAUGAAGUAAAAUAUUGUUGUUCUGUCAUUUAUAAGACACAGUAAAUAUAUAUUCUAUAACUUUCUCAUCCAUAGUCAUUAUGAUAAUGUUGUACAACAUUUAAAAAACAUCCGUUUGUGCACUGUCUAACUGUAAAAGGAAUUUCCAGGUGAACAACAGAGAAGAGCAGAUAUAGCCCAUCAUAAAUCCAUCUGGUCUAAUAGAAGUUACAACAGGGAGACACCUCCAGCACAGAAGCAGAGAAAGUGUCUAACUAGCCUUCUCUGAGAAGGCCCUUACAUCCUAAAUCAGCAGACAGUUGUUCUGUAAACACCAGCCCGAGAUGCUUGUUAGGAAGUCCAAACUAAAGGCAGUGAAUAUAUAUACACACACAGUAUUUGUGCGUCACAAUUUUGGCUGUCUUUACUUAUUUAUAGAUCCAGCUGUUCAAUUCAUUUUGGGAGUGGCUGAUGUCCAAGUUAAAAUCUGUGAACCAGCAGAGCUGUCCUGCAAACUGAGCAGUCCAAACUGUGAGGGGGUAUGGUAUAAAGACGGAUUUCAGGUGAGUGCAGUAUUCUUCAAUCCAGGAGACCCACGGGCUGUGAAGGCUUUUGCUCCAGCCCGAUGAUACUUGAUUCAGAACAAUAGCUUGAUGAUUAGUUAAUUAAUUGAAUCAGGUGUAUUAAUGUUGGACUAGGAAAUCCUCCACCUCAUGAUGGGAUCAAUAAAACCUUUUACAGUCAUCAAAGUGAAAAAGUACCCAUUAGCAAAUAUUCUGUUAUAGCUGAUUGAGAAACAAGAUUCUAUUUUCCCCUAUUAGAUUGAAUCUAUUCUCUUUCUGUAAUCAGGUACUUCCUGAUGACAGGGUGAAAAUCAUCAAAGAAGGAGCCUGUCACAAGCUGGUCAUUGAUAACUGUAAAAAAGACGAUGCAGGAGUCUAUUGCUUUGAGGUGGAUGGUCGUAUAUCAGAGGGUUCACUCAUUGUGCAGAGUAAGAAUGGACAGUUACAUUAUGUGGAUUACAUCCAGGGUUAUGAAAAGCUUCAGUAAGGCUGUUGUUCCUUUGAUUAGAGCACUUUAUUUUCUUUCAUAUUUAAGACCCACCAACAUUCAACGUGGAUUCCCUGAGAGAAUUCUCUAAGCCGGUCAUUGUGAGAGCAGGUGAAACGGCUGAGUGGAAAUUGGCCUUUUCGGGUGGUGACCCAAUGAAGAUCACAUGGAUCAAGGAGGAUGAGGAACUCCUGGAAGGCCUCAAUGUCAAGAUAGAACAGACUGACAUAAAAGCUGGCUUGUGUCUUACCGAUUGUCAAAGGAAGAACUGUGGAGAGGUCAAAAUAAAAAUAAAAAAUGACUAUGGUACAUUGGAAGCCACAUCCAGACUGAUUGUUCUUGGUGAGUUAGGAAGCAGGAUAUGAAAUUAGAUUCCUGGCAAGUCUCUGGCAAGUCCGAUGCGGAAAGAUGUAACAAAAUGCCUCAAAGAUAAUGAUCACAUACUUUUUGUUGAAGUGUUUUGUGGAAUAUCACUAACAUCUCAUUCUGUUGUUAGGCCACGUUUUCAUUUUCAUAGUUUCUCCCAACAGACAAACCCAGUCCGCCACAAAGACCUGUGGAAAUUGUGGAAAGUUCUCUAACCGCCAUUGAAUUCAAAUGGAAACCCCCAAAGGAUGAUGGUGGCUGUCCAGUCACACGCUACAUUUUGGAGCGCCAGCAAGUGGGGGGAAGCAAAACAUGGACAAAUGUAGGGGAGCUUCCAAAUGACCCCCUUAAAUACAGGGAUACGGAUGUAAAGCCAGGGAAAAGAUACUGUUACCACAUCAGAGCCAAGAAUGAGGAGGGAGUCAGUGAUAUGUUGGAGACAGAGGACAUCCAGGCUGGCAUAUUGUGUAAGUAUUGUUAACAAUCCAUAUAUUUUUUAGGACAGAUCUCUCAAUCAUUUAAGUUAUCAAGAGAGACAGGGAUGCCCUUGGUCUACAGUAGUUAUUUAUUUUCUUUAGCCACAGAACCCUUAGCAUCAAUAAUUACAACUCAUGGCUCAAUCCAGGGCACAGAGAUUGGUGGAGAUCAAAAUGUGAUAUCAUUGUAUGCAGGUUACAUUUUACUUUAUUUAUCUGAACCAGAACAUUUUCUGUCAAUUAUUUUACUAUUGUUGGACACAUAUAAUGCUGUAUCAGGAUUCAAAGUGAAUUGUGAAUCAUGCUUUCUCAAGCUUAGAAGGUAAAUUUAAGUGGAAAUGGACAAAGACACAUAUGAAAUACCUGUGUGUACUGAUGCCAUGCAAUCUGAAGGAGGCCUAUAAACUCAAUUACUCUCCUUUAAUAGAUAUGAUUUGAAUCUGAUGUUCACAGAUGGAGAUCUCUCCCUAUAUCUGUGUUAGGUAGGGUCAACAUAAUCAAAAUGAAUAUAUUACCAACUUUGAUGUAUUUAUUCCAGGCCCUACCAGUUUCAAUUCCAUCCAACUAAAAUAAAUGGCCUGCUUUCCAACUUUAUUUGGAAUGGAAAGACCUCACUGUUUUCCACUUCCCCUAUAAAGCUGGAGGUCUGGGACUACCUCAUAUGAAGACGUAUUACUGGGCUGCACAACUGUGUUCACUUAAACAAAUGGACAGCAGACUAUCCUUGUGCAUGGAGGAGUAUCAAAGCCAUAAAUAUUAUACCUUAUCAUCUAAAAUAUAUUUACUACUUCGGGUCCAAGGCAUUUAAGAAAAAACAGACAAUCCAAUGAUUCUCAAUUCCAUUCGUGUUUGGGAAAAUGUACAUAAAUUCAUAAAAUAGGGAAAAAAACUAUAUCACCAGGCACCCCUAUUUGGAAUAACCUCACCUUACCUCCAGUGUUUAAUGACAACACAUUUAAGUCCUGGUUCCAAAGUGGCAUAAUUAAUUUUGAACAUGUGUACUAUGACGGAUCUCUACUGUCAUUCAAUCUAUUACAAGAAAGAUUUGGAUUAUCCAAGGCCGAUUAUCCAAAGUUCUUACAACUCAGAAAUCAUAUUCAAUCGCUUCAACAGAAUCUGGAUGAACUUAAGGAAUCUAGCAUAGACAAAAAUACUGAAAGAAGCUGCUACGACAAAGAAGUUGAUUGCCAAGUUAUAUCAAGGUUUGAUUGAAACCCUACCUGAUGGUUCAGAACCUAAAAGGAACAAAUGUGAAUCAGAUCUUUAGGAAGAAAUUGAGGAGAACCAUUGGUCACAGAUAUUUGAAAAUGUUCAUACCUGCUCCUACAACCUAAGACAUAAACUACUGCAAUUAAAGAUAAUCAUAGGACUUACUACACUCCUGCCAGAAUGCAUGUAUUGUACCCAGAAAUGUCACAUCUCUGUUGGAGAUGCAAAACGCACAAAGAAACCCUAUUACAUAUGCUGUGGUCCUGUGAUAAACUGACACCAUUUUGGGAUACUGCAUGUGCUAUCAUUUCAUUAUGUCUAGGAAUUUAUAUCCAUCCAUCUGCGAUUAUGUCUGUUGGGAAAUGUAAAUAUUGGUGAUCAAUAUCAGAGAAAGUUGUGUAAUCCAGGUCUAAUUGCUGCAAAAAAAAAUCUAUAGAGCGAAAUCGCACAGUUAUUCGGAAAAAGGCUUUCACACAAGGCAAAAUAUUACAUUCCUCGAAGCGAGCAUAAAAGGCAUUUUAACUCAUUCGUGAGUUCUACAUCGCUGGGCAGGUCAUGGCUGGGUUUCCGUUUGCAAUCCAUUAUCGUCUGCAAGCCCUGCCACAUACAACAAGUAUUGUAGCUAGUGUAAUGGGAUUCCACCUUACUCCUUUAUUGUCCUUUUGCAUGUUUGAUGUCUCAUCGGAGGUCGUAGAGGGAUUUCUUGUCUGUGUGCAAGUCUGUGUCCCGUUCAUUGUAAGUGGUAACUCUACCCAGCACGGAUGUUGCCUGUAAUCCAUGGUUUUUGGUUGGGAUAUGUUCUUAUAGUCACUGUGGGGACUGUUGUGAUAAACUCUUUAAUGGUAUCGGAUGAAUCCCAGAAUAUAUCCCAGUCUGUACUAGCAAAACCGUCUUGUAACCUUGCGUCUGCUUCGUCCGACCACUUCCGUAUUGAGUGCAUCACUGGUACUUCCUGUUUGAGCUUUUGUUUGUAAACAGGAAGCAGGAAAAUUGAGUCAUGGUCAGAUUUGCCGAAGGGAGGACCUUAUAUGAGUUUCUAUGGGUAGAAUAAAAGUGGUCUAGAGUUUUAUCACCCCUAGUGGCGCAGGAGAUGUAUUGGUAGAAGUGAGGUAGGGCGGUUUUACAUCUCCCCGCGUUAAAGUCUCCAUCCACCAGAAAUUGUGCCUCUGGGUGAGCGGUUUCUUGUUUGUCUAUUGCCCCAUACAGUUUGUUGAGUGUCAGAGUGGUGUUAGCCUGUGAAGGAAUGUAGACAGCCGUGAUAAUUACGGACGAGAAUUCUCUUGGUAGAUAAAAGGUUCUGCAGCUUACCAUGAGGUAUUCUAUAUCAGGUGAGCAACAGUUUGAGAUUUCCUUCACACUUGAAGCAGCACACCAGUUGUUAUUUAUGAAAAUACACACACCGCCUCCUUUCAUUUUCCCCGAAGCCGCCGUCCAAUCCUGCCGCUGCGUGGGGAAUCCACCGAGUACUACGUACAUAUCGUCAUCUUCCAGCCACGUUUCAGUAUAAUAUUGCAGGUUUUCAAGUCUCCAUGAUAGGAAACUCUUGAACGAAGCCCAUCCAUCUUAUUCUCGAGUGGCUGGACAUUUGCCAAUAGGACGGAAGGGAGCACCGUUCGGUUUACUCUUCGCCUCAAUUUCACCAGGACUCCACCUCGUCUCCCGCGUUGAAGUCGUAUUUGAAGUCAAAAUCAAAGUUAGUAACUGUCGAUCUGAUGUCCAGAAGUGCUUGGUGGUCACGUGAUAAUAGUAUGAACUUUCUGUUAAUAAAAUAAAUUAAAUAGAGAAACACGAUAAAAGUCACUAAAUAGCAAAGUUGGGUUGGAACUCAUAAGAUGUUGCCCUUCUCCAUCGCCGCCAUCUCGAUACCAUACCCCGUUCAAAGGCACUUCAAUCUUUUGUCUUGCCCAUUCACCCUCUGACACAAUCCAUGUGUCAAUUGUGUCAAGGCUUACAAAUCCUUCUUUAACCUAUCUCAUUCCCUUCAUCUACACUGACUGAAGUAGAUUUAACAAGUGACAUCAAUAAAGGAUCAUAGUUUUCACCUGGAUUCACCUGGUCAGUCUAUGUCAUGGAAAGAGCAGGUGUUCCUAAUGAAAAUUCAAGUGUCAUUUCUAGGAAGAAUUCUCCACUGUGAUUAGAUUUGGCACUAUAUGCAUGGCAAUGGACAGUAGAAUAACAAGUUGUUCUCUCAGGUUACCCAGGACCCCCUUCUGCACCCAAAGUAGUCAGUGCCUUCAAGGACUGCAUCAACCUGGCUUGGUCUCCCCCCGUCAACACUGGAGGAACUGAAAUUUGGGGUUACAACGUUGAGAGACGCAAGAAGGGAAGCAACUUUUGGAGCCCUGUGAACCUAGACGGGCCUAUCAAAGGUGUGGCCUCCUCAUAGGCACAAUGACAUAUAUCUGCAAAUGUGUUCAUUUACCUCAAAGUGUACAACAAGAACCUUUCUUUAAAAAAAAAAUUACCUUGCGACCGAGACUCAUCACACUUUAGUUUUAAGUGCAAAACUUUGUAAGUAUGCUCUGGCAUAAUGAUCCUCUGAACUGUUUUUAUUUUCUCUCAGACACAACUUUUGCAGUGAAAGAUGUUAUUGAGGGAGCAGCUUAUGAAUUUCGAGUGUCAGCUAUGAACAUCUCUGGUGUCGGCGAGCCCAGUCCUCCCUCUGUUAUAGUCAUUGCCAGAGAUCCCAAGAGUAAGUCAUGGUCAUCAAAACCAUUUAUGUUUUUGAACUAUUAGUUCCACCGAUAGCCUGGCGGAACCAGCCUGAUCAUGAGUUCACCCUGAAUAGAAUAGUGAACGCAACGAUCAGGCUGGUUCCAACGUAUGUUUAUAUCCCACCAAUAUACCAUGUCAACUCAAAUAAUAACUACUGUAUCACGUUGCUGUAAUUCCAGAACCCCCUGGUAAGGUCAUAGACCUAAAGCUAACAGACUCCAGUUACGUCACGUUUUCUCUGGCUUGGACUAAGCCAAAAGAGGUGGAAGGGGUGGAGGAUGAGGCCAAAGGCUACUUUGUAGAGAUCAGACCAAAUGAGAGCCCAGAGUGGGCUCGCUGUAACAUCAACCCGAUCAUUCCCACCUCCUUCAAUGUGAUUGGCCUGAAGGCAAUGGGAAUGUACUGGGUGAGAGUGAUCGCUACAAAUGAUGGAGGCGAGGGCGAGCCCCAAGGCUUUGAUAAUUACAUCAUUGCCAUGCCUCCUCCUGGUAAGGAAUAGCAACUAAUUUAAAUCACUAGUGUGAUGUUCAACAGUGAAUAUCGUAUAUGCAUCGAUUGUAUCCCUGAAAUGUAAUUUGAUAAUCAAUAAAAAAUGUAAUCUGACCGAUACUUGAAUUUUCUUUACCCUGCAAGUGAGGCCACGAUUUACAGGAAAAACAAAGAGCUUCAUGGUUGUGAGAAAGGGGAAUACUAUACGUUUCAACAUCAACUUUGAGGUAAAGUGACGCAAAUGCAGCUUUCGGCCAACAAAAUAGACUGUAAAAAGAUGAAAACUUUCAUUGUAUUGACUACUGCAGUAUCCUGCUUGUGUCACCAAGUUUUCUGUGUUUACAUGGUUUCACAUUGUCCACAGGCCUCUCCUUUGCCAGAUAUCUAUUGGUUGAAGGACAGUGUCCCUGUGUCCAAACGUGUCACCAUCACCAACUCUGACAGAGGUUCACAGCUUCUGAUCCCCACAUCAGAGCGCUCUGAUACGGGCAUCUUUACCAUCAUUGUCAAGAACAUGGUCGGUCAGGAGACCUUUAGUGUCGAGAUCAGAGUCACAGGUAAAUGUUAAUCACUAUGCCUAUGAGUUUUUUAAAAUAAUUUCAACAAUAAUUUUAUGGCAUCGGUAGAUGAGAAAUAGAAUCGUAAGUGAAGUGUUUAAUGCCAGUAUUAAUGCAGUUACUGGAGGUAAGUUCGGCUUUCAAUCAGAUGACCAUGUCUUUCUGACCUGGUUCCAGAUGAUCCCAAGCCUCCCGGCCCAGUGGAGUUGGAACAGAAUGUUCCUGGAACAGUGACUGUGACCUGGACUCCCUCCCCAGAUGAGAAGAAGGAUGACAGGCUGCACUACAUUGUGUCCAAACGUGACUCUGUCAAGCGCACCUGGAGGAUGGUCGCUGACCGCCUCUUCAACCAUAAGUUCACAGUUAUCAACAUUCUACCCGGCAGAGAGUAUAACUUCAGGGUGUUUGCUAAGAAUGACAUGGGCCUCUCAGAGCCUGCUGUGUCCCCUACAUGGGGAACCACAAGGAGAAAAGGUUUGUGGCGACAGCAAUUAGCCUCACAUUUGUUGAAUGAAAGAUCAUUGAACCGUAAACAUUUUUGCACAGAACACAUCACAGAGAAUACUGAACGUUUGAAAUGUUGCCUGUAUACAAAACAUUAUUAGUUGCGAGCUAAUCUUUCUCUCUUUUCUCCUGUAACUCAGAUAAGUUCAUACUGGACAUGCCAGACAUAAAGGGCUUGGACCUCCAGUGUCCACCAUCGUUUUUACUCCCAUUGAAAAUCCGCACCGCUCCACCAGGCUACGAGUGUUACAUGAGCUGUGCUGUAAGAGGGGAUCCAAAACCUCAUAUCACAUGGUACCACAACAAUGUCAGCCUCAACACCAACACCAACUACCUUAUCACCAACGUGUGUGGGGUCUGCACAUUGCUCAUAUUGAAGAUCGGACCCAAAGACAGUGGCGAGUACAGUGUCAUGGCAGACAGUCCCUUGGGCAGGGCAGCGUGUUCCACCAAGCUCACAGUCAGAGGUAGCAUCUCACAGUCACAUCAUAAUAAAAUGCAUUUUUUCAUUACAGGAACAAUCUGUAAUUAUUUUUAAACAGCAGGUCUGAGGUAUAUAAUAUAUAAUAAUAUAAUAUGCAAUUUAGCAGACGCUUUUAUCCAAAGCGACUUACAGUCAUGCGUGCAUACAUUUUUUGUGUAUGGGUGGUCCCGGGGAUCGAACCCACUACCUUGGCGUUACAAGCGCCGUGCUCUACCAGCUGAGCUGAGGUGGAGGGUCUUUGUAACUAUAUUGUGAAUUAAUUGGCUCAUAGACAAAGUUGUUUUUUUAAUGCUUGUUUUCAUUUUGAUUGUUUAGUGAAUUUUGGACAUAAUGAAGUAACAUAUCUUGACCUUUGAGGGGGUCUUUGAUCUAAGUACCUCAGUUCUACAGUGCCUUCGGAAAGUAUUCAGACCCCUAGACUUUUUCCACAUUUUGUUACGUUACAGGCUUAUUCUAAAAUUGAUUAUAAUAUUCCCCCCCCCCCAUCAAUCUUCACACAAUACCACAUAAUGAAAAAGCAAAAAUAGGUUUUUAGAAAUGUUUGCAAAUGUAUUACAAAUAAAAAACUGAAAGAUCACAUUUUUAAUAAGUAUUCAGACCCUUUACUCAGUACUUUGUUGAAGCAUCUUUGGCAGUGAUUACAGCAUCGAGUCUUCUUGGGUAUGACGCUACAAGCUUGGCACACCUGUAUUUGGGGAGUUUCUCCCAUUCUUCUCUGCAGAUCCUCUCAAGCUCUGUCAGGUUGGAUGGGGAGCGUCGCUGCACAGCUAUUUUCAGGUCUCUCCAGAGAUGUUUGAUCGGGUUCAAGUCCGGGCUCUGGCUGGUUCACUCAAGGACAUUCAGAGACUUGUCCCGAAGCCACUCCUGCAUUGUCUUGGCUGUGUGAUUAGUGUUGUUGUCGUGUUGGAAGGUGAACCGUCGCCCCAGUCCUGAGUGAUCUGGAGCAGGUUUUCUUCAAGGAUCUCUCUGUACUUUGCUACAUUCAUCUUUGCUUCGAUCCUGACUAGUCUCCCAGUCCCUGUCGCUGAGAAACAUCCCCACAGCUUGAUGCUGCCACCACCAUGCUUCACCGUAGGGAUGGUGCCAGGUUUCCUCCAGACGUGACGUUUGGCAUUCAGGCCAGAGAAUCUUGUUUCUCAUGUUCUGAGAGUCUUUAGGUGCCUUUUGGCAAACUCCAAGCGGGCUGUCAUGUGCCUUUUACUAAGGAGUGGCUUCCGUCUGGCCACUCUACCAUAAAGGCCUGAUUGGUGUAGUGCUGCAGAGAUGGUUGUCCUUCUGGAAGUUUCUCCCAUCUCCAUAGAGGAACUCUAGAGCUCUGUCAGAGUGACCAUCUGGCCCUUCUACCGCGAUUGCUCAGUUUGGCCGGGCGGUCAGCUCUAGGGAGAGUCUUGGUGGUUCCAAACUUCUUCCAUUUAAGAAUGAUGGAGGCCACUGUAUUCUUGGGGACCUUCAAUGCUGCAGAAUUUUUUGGUACCCUUCCACAGAUCUGUGCCUCGACACAAUGCUGUCUCGGAGUUCUACGGACAAUCCCUUCGACCUCAUGGAUUGGCUUCUUGCUCUGACAUGCACUGUCAACUGUGGGACCUUAUAUAGACAGGUGUGUGCCUUUCCAAAUCAUGUCCAAUUAAUUGAAUGUACCACAGGUGGACUCCAAUCAAAGUUGUAGAAACAUCUCAAGGAUGAUCAAUGGAAACAGGAUGCACCUGAGCUCAAUUUCGAGUCUCAUAGCAAAGGGUCUGAACACUUAUGUAAAUAAGGUAUUUUUGCUAAAAUUUCUAAAAAACUGUUUUCGCUUCGUCAUUAUCUGUUCGUAUUGUGUGUAGACCACGUUAGGAAGAGGGUGGAAAAAGUAGAUCCUAUGUAAUUAAAGUCUGGGCACCCCUGCUGUAACGCAACAAAAUGUGGAAUAAGUCAAGGGGUCUGAAUACUUUCCGAAGGCACUGUAUAUCAUGGUAGUGAUACUGUGUGAUACUUUCACGUUCUGUGUAGUAGUAUAUUAAUACUGUACCAUUGGUUUGUUUUCCAGAGUGAAGAGUUCAGCCAGAUGAUUGAUUGGCAGCUGCUGGCAACAGAAACUUAUGUAUUGACUUAUCAUAUAUUCUUCAAAUAGGCUAGGUGUUGCAUGUGUGGAGGCCCAUAUGGCCCUUUUCUUUAGUCAAAAUGUUACACACUAUUGGUUUUCUAUGUGCUUACAUGCAAUGUGUCCUUCUAUUUAUUCCAGUUGUUAAAAUAUUGCAAAGCAUUAAAUGCACAUGACAAGACAAACACAUAUCACUAACUUUUGUGAAAGCACCUAUAUAAAUAAGUAAAGUGAAGAGACAAAUCUACAUAGGCGACAUAUGUUGCAUUUGGAAAUUAGUUUAGCCUAUUCAUUGCAUGAAUAUGGGGAUUCCAUAUAAUAUUGGUAAAUAAGAGUGAUAUGUGUAAUUGUGUAUUUCAUUUCACUAAACAGAUGUAUCAAUGUGUUCAUAUUUGAAUCAAAUGAUAUUUAAGUAAGUUACAUUUGUCAUUUAGCAGAUCCUCUUACCCAGAGUGACUUACAGGAUAAAUGAAGGUAAACUGCCUUGCUCAAGGGCACCUCAACAGUUUCUUCACCUAGUCAGCUCGGGGAUUCAAACCAGUGACCUUUUGCUUACUGGCCCAACACUCCUAACUGCUAGGCUACCUGCCGCCUUUUAGGCCCCUUUUCAGUAUACGACACACUGACGUGCGCAAAUCUUGGAGGCAGUAAGAAAGCUAUCGCCAUCUGCGCCCAAUCAACAUAGCCUAGAUUUAAGUUUUUAUUACUUUUAAACAAAAUUACUUUUUGGGUUCUGUUAAUUACGUUUUGAUUAUUUCUUGAACAGUCACUAAGAUUAUAUUUGGUUGUGAUCUUUGCAAAAUAACUAUUUUGGAUUCAGCAGUUGUUAACUAGAAUGCUAACGCUCAUUGACAAAGGCUGUAGAAAAAGCUAGCCAAAGAGAUAUUUUACUGGUUGAAGUUGAAGUGUUUUUUUAAGUAUAAUGCAGUUGAUUUGCAAUGAUGACGCAAACAUUAUAUUAAGCAAGACAUUCAUAUGAGCCUUAAAAUCCUAUUAUUAUCCAAAAGUAGUGUGAAAUGCACUCAUAAGCAGCAUGUAAAUGGAGGCUUUUUUUUGCUGGCGUUCUGAGAACUCUGCCGUGUUCUGCCACCAACUUGCGCGCAUCGCCCUCGUGUGGCAAUGUUUGUAAACACAGAAAGGGGUCUAUAAAUGUAAGGCUUAUUGUCACAUGCACAUCCACCACCAUUCACCCACCAGUGUCGGUUAACUACCAGACAGAUGUUGUGCCAAUGCGCCAGAAUCUUGCCAGCUGCGCGAAUUGAACCUUUGCAAUCGGUUUAUCAUAAUACAAUAUAGCACAAUAUAAUACAUUUACAUAACCCCAUCGCUACUGACAUGGUGUCUUCCAAUACGCCCAUUCACAUGAAUGCGCAAUUCGGAACAGGCACUACAAAGCCAGCCCGAUUGCCGUAGCUCUGUCCUUACUCCAGCACACCCGGAAGCUACAGAGGCAGAGAGCAGAACAGAAACAAACAAACAGAGCGCUCAUCCAAAACAUUGAUAAGCACAAUAAACGUCACUUAAAUUAAACAUGAAAGCUUGUCUAUGUAUUCCUUAUACCAUACCAAACUUUUACUGAAGGGAGGUAAGAAUAAUGUGUGUAAUGUAUGAACUGAGAUCACUAAAUUAACAGUGGCAACCCGUCAUUCAGGGCAGGUGCACCUGUUUUGAGACCCAAUUGUUUAGGCUAAAUCUAUCUUGGCCUGUUUUGCAUGUUUUUUUGGCAUGAAUACGUGUCACAUAUCAGUUUGCAAACAAUGUAAAAAAAGUAAUAUUAAUUGAGUUAAUAAAGCCCCAUACAAACAUGGUCUAUUUUUUGCUUUCUUGAGUAAGGCAGCUCCAAAAUGCAGGUGAUUCAGCCUAGCUCAGUGCUUUCUGUGGUGGUCGGGCAGAAAAUACGUAGUGUAGGGGUUGGUAAUGUUCUCCAGUUGAGCCGUGAUUGGCUCAGUGUUCUGUCACUCAUGGGGACACUACGUCACCGCAAAAUCUACGGGGAUAAGUUGAAGAUUCAAGCCCCUUGGGUGCUGUCAUGGAGUUACAUCCAAGACGGCUCAAGGUCAUUGGCCACAGAUAAAAUGACGUCAAAUCACGUUAUAUCUACCGUAGGUUUGAUUGGACUGAUCAUGUCAACAUCAUACUUUCAAUAUCUUAGCUAGAAAGCUAGCAGUCAUCAUGAAUCAAGUCGACAAUCUACUGUUGUCAUUGGAAGAGAAAUUAUAGAUAAAACGUAUCGGUGCUCAAAAGGCCAUUGGACAUAAAUAUUACACAACAAGUUGGAAAUCGCAAAUUCAACAAUGAGUGGUUUGUAUGGAAUCGGUGGCUAACUGCAAGCAUUGCAAAGCAAUCACUAGCCUGCCAAUCAGUGGAGUGGGUGUGUGUGGUCCAAGUCUGGGUUUAAGGGUCUCUUUUCCAAGCUUAAAAGGAGAAACAUUCAACAUUGGCCAUGCUGCCAGCAUAAUUUCUGCCACAUUCAAAACAACUGGAAACUCGGAACUGGGAAAUCUCAGACUUCAGUGAGUUCAAGACAACUGGGAACUUGUAAAAAAAUGAGCACUGAUUGGGAAAAUACGUUUUCAAUGGUCAUCUAAGUCAGGAACUCGGGCCUCUUUCUAGAGCUCCGACCUGAAGAUCACUGACGUCAUGAUUCAACCUUGUUUUUUUUUCGAGUUCCCAGUUGUCUUGAAAGCGCCAUAAAUCCAGAGUAUGACAGACUUUGAUAACCAACCUCUCUCCGAAUCUAAAAAGCAUUGAACUUAAUACAAAUGUACAGAAGUAUGCCAAGUGAGGGAGACAACUGAGAGGGGUGGAGAAUGGUACAGUAUGGAGUGAGCUACAGUGAGGGAAAAAAGUAUUUGAUCCCCUGCUGAUUUUGUACGUUUGCCCACUGACAAAGACAUGAUCAGUCUAUAAUUUUAAGGGUAGGUUUGUUUGAACAGUGAGAGACAGAUUAACAACAAAAUAAUCCAGAAAAAAUGCAUAUCAAAAAUUUUAUAAAUUGAUUUGCAUUUUAAUGAGGGAAAUAAGUAUUUGACCCCUCUGCAAAACAUGACUUAGUACUUGGUGGCAAAACCCUUGUUGGCAAUCACAGAGGUCAGACGUUUCUUGUAGUUGCCCACAAGGUUUGCACACAUCUCAGGAGGGAUUUUGUCCCACUCCUCUUUGCAGAUCUUCUACAAGUCAUUAAGGUUUCGAGCCUGACGUUUGGCAACUCAAACCUUCAGCUCCCUCCACAGAUUUUCUAUGGGAUUAAGGUCUGGAGACUGGCUAGGCCACUUCAGGACCUUAAUGUGCUUCUUCUUGAGCCACUCCUUUGUUGCCUUGGCCGUGUGUUUUGGGUCAUUGUCAUGCUGGAAUACCCAUCCAUGACCCACUUCAAUGGCCUGGCUGAGGGAAGGAGGUUCUCACCCAAGAUUUGACGGUACAUGGCCCCGUCCAUUGUCCCUUUGAUGCGGUGAAGUUGUCCUGUCCCCGUAGAAGAAAAACACCCCCAAAGCAUAAUGUUUCCACCUCCAUGUUUGACAGUGGGGAUGGUGUUCUUGGGGUCAUAAGCAGCAUUCCUUCUCCUCCAAACACGGCGAGUUGAGUUGAUGGCGUAGAGCUUGAUUUUGGUCUCAUCUGACCACAACACUUUCACCCAGUUCUCCUCUGAAUCAUUCAGAUGUUCAUUGGCAAACUUCAGACGGGCCUGUAUAUGUGCUUUCUUGAGCAGGGGGACAUUGCGGGCGCUGCAGGAUUUCAGUUCUUUACGGCGUAGUGUGUUACCAAUAGUUUUCUUGGUGACUAUGGUCCCAGCUGCCUUGAGAUCAUUGACAAGAUCUUCCUGUGUAGUUCUGGGCUGAUUCCUCAUUAUCAUUGCAACUCCACGAUGUGAGAUCUUGCAUGGAGCCCCAGGCCGAGGGACAUUGACAGGUAUUUUGUGUUUCUUCCAUUUGCGAAUAAUCGCGCCAACUGUUGUCACCUUCUCACCAAGCUGCUUGGCGAUGGUCUUGUAGCCCAUUCCAGCCUUGUGUAGGUCUACAAUCUUGUCCCUGACAUCCUUGUAGAGCUCUUUGGUCUUGGCCAUGAUGGAGAGUUUGGAAUCUGAUUGAUUGAUUGCUUCUGUGGACAGGUGUCUUUUAUACAGGUAACAAGCAGAGAUUAGGAGCACUCCCUUUAAGAGUGUGCUCCUAAUCUCAGCUCGUUACCUGUAUAAAAGACACCUGGGAGCCAGAAAUCUUUCUGAUUGAGAGGGGGUCAAAUACUUAUUUCCCUCAUUAAAAUGCAAAUCAAUUUAUAACAUUUUUGACAUGCGUUUUUCUUGAUUUUUUUGUUGUUAUUCUGUCUCUCACUGUUCAAAUAAACCUACCAUUAAAAUUAUAGACUGACCAUGUCUUUGUCAGUGGGCAAACGUCCAAAAACAGCAGGGGAUCAAAUACUUUUUUCCCUCACUGUAUGUGACAGCUGGUGGAGGGGGAGAUGGGGAAGAUGUGUUCUUCUGACGCUGAGGGUAGACACAUCUUCCCUGUCUCUCCUUCCAGCAGCUCGGGAAAUAUACACUUACCCUGUCAACACCAGG